Haemonchus placei is the source of this 354-nucleotide messenger RNA. The record is from the annotation of a GenBank genome assembly. NCBI's taxonomy places the organism in Eukaryota, Metazoa, Nematoda, Chromadorea, Rhabditida, Trichostrongylidae.
AUGUGGUCGGAUGCUGAAGAUGACUUGUUCGACGAUUUCACUGACGCCGUACCUGCUGCUGCAGAAGAUGCGCAAGGAGAUAGUUUCGAUACUGGAUCUCAAAGAAGUUUUGAUGGCAAAAAUAUGCAUGCAAACAGCAUUCCUAGGGAUACUCAACGUCGAGACAGAAUUGUUGUUAGUUUUGACAAUGAUCAUGGUGAACCAGUCGAACCAUCAAAUGAGUUUGAAAAAAUGCUGCUCAGAGAAGGGAUCGAAGUGCGCAGAGAUGAGAAUUACAGAAAGUACAUGUACAUAGGUAUACUUUGGCCGAUGUACCCAUGCCUUGAUGAGACAAGAUUUAUUAUUUCUCUGUAA